AUCUUCCAUGUUAACUUGGUUUGGAUUUAUCAAGAAGAUCAUCUCUUUCAAGUCUCCUCUACACUGUUUUUCUGUUUUUUGUUUUUUGUUUUUUUUUUUGGGUAUUCCAUCACUCUCCAUACAUCCACCAUUUAUUUCUUUCUUUUAACAAUUUUCUCCGCAGUAUAAAAGUCAACCAAGUUCUCAACUUUCCAUAACCCAACUAAUCCCAAUCUUCCUUCAAUUUUCAACUAUGGCCUCCAUUGCUAACCUCCUCGCAUCUCUCCUAAUCCUCUCUUCCAUUUCUUCCAUCAUCGGUAACGAUCCCGAUAUGCUUCAGGACCUUUGCGUCGCCGAUCGGACUUCAGGAAUCACCAUUAACGGCUUUGUUUGCAAGGCGACGGCCAACAUUUCAGCAGACGAUUUCUUCUUCGACGGCCUGGCCAACCCGGCCACCAUAAAUAACUCGGUGGGUUCGGUCGUAACAGGUGCUAACGUUGAGAAAAUUCCCGGUCUCAACACAUUGGGCGUCUCGCUCUCCCGGAUCGACUACGAGGCCGGUGGUCUUAACCCACCGCACACGCACCCACGAGCCACCGAGAUGGUGUUCGUGCUGGAAGGUGAGUUGGAUGUAGGGUUUCUCACCACCAGCAACAAGUUAUUCAGCAAGACAAUCAAGAAAGGUGAGAUCUUUGUGUUCCCGAGAGGCCUGGUUCAUUUCCAGAAGAAUAAUGGGAAAGAACCCGCCGCCGUCAUUUCAGCCUUCAAUAGCCAGUUGCCGGGAACUCAGUCCAUCGCGGCUACUCUAUUUGGAUCUACACCUGCUGUGCCUGAUAAUGUUCUCACCAAGGCUUUCCAGGUUGGGACGAAGGAGAUUGAGAAAAUCAAGUCCAGGCUCGCACCCAAGAACAGUUAAAAGCAUGUUGAGUGCUCAUUCCAAUCUGGGUCUGAAUUUCUUUUUUUUUUUUCUUCUCUUUUUCAGUUUGUUUUUGCACGAAUUUAUUUUGAACAGUUGAGUAUGCUGAUAUUAAUUUCCUAUACGGAACGGGAAAUAAUUAAGUGGGUAUAGCCGCAAUAUUUGUAAUUAAAAGUAUUAUUAUGUCAUUUUGAGUUAAAAAUAAUUCAAUUUCAUUGAAAUACAAAAAGAAAAAAGUUUCUGUUGAUUAUUAAUAAAUAAUAAAUGGCAAUGUUAUGGUGUAUGCCAGG
Molecule: messenger RNA, 1185 nt
Organism: Carica papaya (papaya)
Lineage: Eukaryota; Viridiplantae; Streptophyta; Magnoliopsida; Brassicales; Caricaceae
Product: germin-like protein subfamily 2 member 4
Molecular function (GO): manganese ion binding
Source: RefSeq, a predicted model, not a curated record